GGGGAAUGCUGGGGCGGGGCCUGCUCCGGCUUUGGCUUCGCCAGGCGUGAGACCCAGGGAUUGCAGCAUCAGGCGGUGGCGGCGUUCGAAGGUCUCCAGAUCAGAUGGCUGAGAGGCACAGAGCACCGCGAACCCCUGUCCUUGAAGCUCCAUGACGAUGUCUACAGGCCUGCUGGAAGGAGUCAGAGCGCGUCAGGGGAAGCUUUGGGUGCCUGGGGAGGCCCAGGAGGGGCCGUGCCCAUCCUCCAGGCUGUUCCUCAAGGAGCAGAACCCAGAGCCUUGUUUCAGACCACACAUUCCAGGUUCCUGACUCAGAAGGAAGCUGCAGUGGUGUGUCCUGCAGAGGGUCCCCAGAGCAGGCCCAUUGACUGUGAGCUCAGAGUCCCAGAGACCCACAUUGUGUGUGCCCGGCUCCCUUCCCUUCCUGAUGAUGAUGUCUUCCUGGAAGAAGUCCCGCUGGUCAGAAUGAGAGCACCUCCAGACUCCCCUGCCCCGCCACGGCUCCCAGCCAGUGUCCAUGCUUCUGACUCACAACCUGGAGCUGGCUUGGGCCAAAGGCCUGGCAGGGCUACAGUUUCCCCAGAGCACCCCCUACCUGAAUGCGUAGAGAGUGCAGGGACAGAUGACUGCUGGCCCACAUGCUGUGGUUCCCCUGGGACUGCAAAUGGUGACGUCCCAACCCACGACUGCACUGGACUGCUGACGACAGACUUCCCUGCAGCUGUAGAGCGUGACUCCCUCAAACCUCUCCCAGUCGAUGCCCUGGGACCUCCAGGCAGUGACACCCAAGGGCCUCCCGAUGACACUGCCUGGGCUUGGGGCCCUGUCCAGCCUGAUUCUAAGCCGACAUGGCCAAGUCCACGCCUGGAGCAGCUGGUUCAGGAGCUUGCCAGACUGGAUCCCUCUCUGAGUGACACUCUCACAUCCUAUCCCAGCCCAGAGCCACCUCUGGAUCUGCUGGAUGGGCUGAUCCCUUUAGCUGAGGUCUGGGCUGCAAUGAGACCAGCCGGUGGCAAGGCUGGAGAGGAGGCUGCUGGUAUUUCUGAGCCAGGUUCCACCCAGGUCCUGCCAACUUCUCAGGAGGAAGCAAGGCCUGAAAAUCUUACCCCUCCCCCUGUGUCUGACCAGCCAUGUGGCCAGGGUCUGCCUGAGCCAAACUGCAGCAUCCAAGCUAAGAAAGUGGAGCUCGCGGACCUCCUGCAAAAGAUGCUGCGGAGCCUUCAGGCGGAGCAGGAGCAGCUGCAGGGGACAGCCCAGACCUGGGCCAGGCGCGGGGCUGCGCUGGAGGCUCUCCGGGAGGUGUUGGUGCGGGCGCUGCCCGCUGGAGAGCUGCGCGCCUACUGCGCCCUCCUGGCCGGCAAGGCCGCCGUCUUGGCCCAGCAGCGCAGCUUGGACGAGCGGGUCCGGCUCCUUCAGGACCAACUGGAGGCCGUCAGGAGCGGCCUAGGCCACCAACCCCCAUCUCCCAGGCCGGCCUCUUCCCACGGGAACCGUCCUCCGGAUAAACCUCCCUUCUCCCCUCUGCUUAUUUAGUUGUCAGCGGUGGCGGUGGGGAGCUUGGCCCCUGCCUUUCACUCACGAGGCCGGGGGUGACGCUGGUUUAUUCGGUGCUUUUCCCGUGGGGUGGGGGUGACCCAGCCAGGCCCUCCCAGGAUACUGCAGAGUAUUGUCAUGUGGCCUCACCCAAGCCGUGUGAUUAUGUGGUAAUUAACAUGGAUUUUACAAACUGCAGUAUUCCCCCUUUCUGUGAUGAGAGAUGGGCUUGGUCAGGGUUGGGUGGAGGGCGAUGAGACAAGUCGGAGUCUUGACUUAAGGUGCAAAACAGCCUUUUUCUCCUCUCAAUAAAAACGGAUGUGAGAAGUGUGAGGCCACCUGAGCAUGGUUUGGGGGAAGGGUUUUGUUUACUGAUUACAGACAGCCCCUUACCUGACCAGAGCAGAAGGGGGAAUUGUUGGAGGAUAUCAGGGAGGUCUGAGAAUCAGGAAGACGAGAACUAGGUUUGAAAACAGGAGGGGCCAGUAAACCCUAACUGUUCUGGUAACGUCACUACCAAAGCCAAGGCCUGACUGCCUGAGUCAGGUCUCCUUUGCUGGUUUUACCCAAGUCCCCAACCUCAGUCGUGGAAGUGGGGUACUGCCUCCCUUCAAGACUCCAUGGAUAUGGAUAAAGUCCCCCAUGUUUUCCAAUGUUUUGCUGCCUAAGAACCCCGACAAAUGCCCAAUACACUUGGAAAUUUGGGGACAUUCAUUCCAAGAGCUUUCUUCCUCUUCCAAUUAUGUUAUCAACAUUGACUUUAUCCCACUCUCCUAUGGAGACUCCCCUGGGUCAGCCAGGCUUGAGGAGGCAGCUGGGGGUGGGAGCAGAAGGUGAGGCA
Myotis davidii is the source of this 2374-nucleotide messenger RNA. RefSeq names its product shroom family member 1 (gene SHROOM1). The annotation marks the transcript as partial. The record is from RefSeq and is a predicted model, not a curated record. Gene Ontology annotation, biological process: cell morphogenesis; actin filament bundle assembly. Gene Ontology annotation, cellular component: cortical actin cytoskeleton; apical plasma membrane; apical junction complex. Gene Ontology annotation, molecular function: actin filament binding. Lineage: Eukaryota; Metazoa; Chordata; Mammalia; Chiroptera; Vespertilionidae. The transcript is spliced from 7 exons.